AUGGUUUAUAGAGCGGAAGUUGGGGCAGUCUGGAUGUUUAUCAGAUUACUCCGUGGCGCAAGUGUUCUGGUGACCUCAGCAAUUGGCCUUAAUCAACAAAACAAAAAUAGAAAAACAAAAACAUACAACAGUGAGGAUUCGCUGGUGGUCACCCACCCAACUACUAACUCACCGGCGUGUGGCUUGAGUACGGCUGAGCGGACGGGAAGCCCUAUUUUCCACACCCUAUGGUCGUAUGUACAAGACUAA
This is a messenger RNA of Penicillium mononematosum, 249 nucleotides long. The record is from RefSeq and is a predicted model, not a curated record. NCBI's taxonomy places the organism in Eukaryota, Fungi, Ascomycota, Eurotiomycetes, Eurotiales, Aspergillaceae.